Anopheles moucheti is the source of this 951-nucleotide messenger RNA. RefSeq names its product acyl carrier protein, mitochondrial (gene ND-ACP). Gene Ontology annotation, biological process: fatty acid biosynthetic process. The coding region runs from base 93 to 548 and encodes 151 amino acids. Lineage: Eukaryota; Metazoa; Arthropoda; Insecta; Diptera; Culicidae. The record is from RefSeq and is a predicted model, not a curated record. The transcript is spliced from 4 exons. Gene Ontology annotation, molecular function: acyl carrier activity; acyl binding. Gene Ontology annotation, cellular component: mitochondrion.
CAUCACUAUCUCUUUCUCCGACGAGCAAGCAGGAGGCGAAGAAUUCGCGAGUUUUAAACUGCCAUCCGAAAUCGGUGAAACCGUACCAGAAUAUGGCAUCGUUGGUGAAUAGUGUGCGCGGCUUGGCCUGCCGAAAUACGUCCUUUCUUCGUUGCAUACUGGCACGGUCGGUGUCCUCGGUCGCGGUGCUCCGGCGGGAUCGGUGUAACGAGAAGUUUUUGACAGCCCCGGCCUCAGCGCUGCUCUCCCCCUUUGAGCUGAAAGUAUGGAACAGACAAAGAUUCUUUUCCGCCAAACCAAACGUUGAAGCGAUCAAACAACGUGUGUUGAAAGUUGUUGGAGCUUAUGAUAAAGUUACAGCGGAUAAGCUGACACUGGAAUCGCACUUCAUCAAUGACCUCGGGCUCGAUUCGCUGGAUCAUGUUGAGGUGAUAAUGGCCAUGGAAGACGAAUUCGGCUUUGAAAUUCCUGAUGGAGACGCUGAAAAACUUUUCAGACCUGCCGACAUUGUUCAGUAUAUCGCUGACAAAGAAGAUAUUUAUGAAUAAGGUUUUCAUAAGCAGGACCUAACUGUAAAAACCCAGUUUUUGUCAGACACUGUAGAUGCUAGUGUGAAAAUUUGAUGAUGGAUGUUUUUAACAGAUACAAUUCAUGGUCACCAACGUUGUCUGCGCGCUGAUAGCAAGAAAGGAUGCCGUAUGUAAAUCUAACAAAGAGAGCACAAUAUCUGCUCAUGGAACGUAACAACACGCCUAAUAAAUUAGGUUUUCCAAUCACUCCGUGUUGCAAAAGAGCAAACAAAUAGAAUAAUACCAUAACUACAAUAAAAUGUAUCUGCUAUUCGUCGCUCCUGUUGAAAACAUGGUUUGUUUGUUUUUUUAUAUUUUUUUAGGAUUGUUGAUGGCAUCUACAUUGUAACAGUUUCUUUUGUUGUUCCACUGAAGAAUAAAA